Messenger RNA from Microdochium trichocladiopsis, 1047 nucleotides. RefSeq lists its product as uncharacterized. The record is from RefSeq and is a predicted model, not a curated record. NCBI's taxonomy places the organism in Eukaryota, Fungi, Ascomycota, Sordariomycetes, Xylariales, Microdochiaceae. The coding region runs from base 383 to 1003 and encodes 206 amino acids. The transcript has a single exon.
ACGGGACACUCUCACCGUUUUCCCCAUUAGUAGGAACGACCUUAAGGUUAUAGGGGGGUUUGCUGGGCUGGGGCGGCGGCGGCGACUGAUUUGCGGUGUGGGCGGCGGUAAGUGGACGCGGAACGGCGGCUACAGCGGGCCACGGCGUUCACGAGGUUUGGCGGCGCCCACGGGUAAGUGUGUCCCUCUCCCCUCUUGGCACGGCCGGGUCUCGUGUUGUCGAAAACCGGCUUUUCACACUGCGUGCUCGGGUCUUCUUGUGGAGAGCCAUGGGGGACCAAAUCUCGCCUGCCUCCUGAGUGGGACAUUGGCGUGAGUGGGCAUGAAUGCAGAGUCACUGCCCGUGGGACGUGCCGCAACCGCACGAACGGUUUGAACUGUGAUGGUUUGCUCUUGGGACAACCGUGAGAAUGUGCUGUACCUCAGGAUUUUAGGCCAUGGCUGGGGCUGGUCAGCGUUAACACCGUCAUGUGUACAUGCCUUGCUGGAUCGUCAGUUUAGUUCGGCAUGUCAAGUGAGAGAAAAAAACAGACAUAUCCUUCCUCUCCGGUGUGCGUGUGUACACACGCCACUCUACCUCGUUCCAAUGAUCCAACAUAAGGAUCUUUCCGGCGGGCGGGCGCAUGAUUGUUGCAUACACGAUGCGGCACAUGUCCUUCGGCCUGCCUGCCAUUCUGCCCCGUGUGUCCCUCUGUCUGAAGCUGACAUGGGACCGACCGGUCCCGUUCAGUAUGCCUUUCCGUCUUUGUCUCUUGUCUCUGUCCAUCUGCUCCCCCUUUUCCAAUCCCUGUGUUCAAGACUAGCCGGAGCCAUGGCCUGUUGUUGUCUGCCCGCAUAUGUUUCCUCCUUGCGCGACGAGCACGACUGCUGGGGCCCUCUGAGCGGGUGUUCAAUUGCACAGGCAACUUACACAGGAAAUUCACGGACGUCGGGCCUUGUUGGCAUCGCAUACGUGAGUGGCGUGUGCCGAACCAGGCAGAGAUUUGCAUUCGCGCGCGCGUAAACAUCUCCAUCUGAAUCAAGCAUUGUGGGUAUCAUUCAUGGGCU